AUGAAUAGCUCGUGUCGCAUCCUGCGCCCAUACCUGCACCACGCGCUUCAACGGUCCGUGAAGGCUGAGCACGCCAGGGCCUAUCUGUCGUUCCAGCGCCGGUUCGCUCAGACGACGACCAAGCCUGCAGACGCAGAGAAUGUCACAAACGACUACGAGAAGCGUGUUGAGCAAUUGAAGCAGGCUGGCGACUUGGCGACAUAUUAUCCAUUGAACCCUCACAAAGCAGAUCGGACAACUGCGCGACGCGUCCACGAAGUGUUCGCCCGCUUGAAGAACGAUGAGGUCAGGACGGACGUGACGGUGACGGUUUUUGGCAGGGUGACUUCCCGCCGCUCGUCUGGCUCCAAGCUCGUGUUCCUCGACGUAUACGAUGGAGGCUACACCAUUCAGGGCCUGUGCAAUUUCGGCGUUCUCGAGAGGCAUGGUGUACCCAAGGAGGAUUUCAAGCGCUUCUCCAAACUGGCUCGCAAAGGAGACAUCUUUGCCAUAACCGGCCACCCAACCCGUACGACCAGUGGCGAGCUUUCCAUCCUGGCCACCGAGGUGCCAAACUGCCUUGCUCCAUCUCUGCACCAAAUCCCCGACGCGGUCGAGAAUCCGGAGACACUUGCUCGCCAGCCGCAUGUUGACUUUUUGGUACACCAGCGCCGCGCUGCCAUCCAGCGCAUUCGUUCUGGCAUCGUCAGCUCGAUGCGGAACUUCUUCGACGGGGAUGGGUUUGUCGAGGUCAGCACGCCCAUAUUGACAGCCGGAGUUGGUGGCGCGUCCGCAAGACCUUUCGAGACCAACGCGAACGAAUUCCCCGAUGAUCCUCUUACCCUUAGGAUAGCACCGGAGCUUUUCCUCAAACGUCUGGUCAUCGGUUCCGGGGAAAGAGUCUACGAGAUUGGUACUGUGUUCAGGAAUGAAGGCAUCGAUGCGACACAUAACCCAGAGUUCACAAUCUGCGAGUUCUACGAGCCAUACGCCAACCUCGAGGACCUCAUCGAACGCACCGAGACCCUCUUCUCCGUCCUCAAGACCACGGUCGACAAGCUCGCGCAAGAGAACAGCGUCGUCCGCGACAACAUCGCACCCCUCGCACUGGACCUCCAAGCGCCCUUCAAGCGCCUCGAAUUCAUCCCCACCAUCGAGGCCGCCAUCAACCGCCGCCUGCCCGACCUCAGCGCGCCCACCGCCUUCGACGACCUCACCGCCCUCUUCAAGGACGACCUGGACGUGCCCGUCCCCAAGGACGCGACGCUGCCGCGCCUCCUCGACGAGCUCGCCAGCCUCUACAUCGAGCCGCUCUGCGCCGCGCCCACCUUCAUCACGCACCACCCGGCGGCCAUGGCGCCGCUGGCCAAGAGCGCCGUCGACCCGGCCACGGGGCAGGCCGUGUCGCGCCGCGUCGAGCUCUUCGUCGGCGGCCGCGAGUACGUCAACGCGUACGAGGAGGAGAACUCGCCCUUCGAGCAGCGCCGCAAGCUCGAGGCCCAGCUGCGCCUGCGCGACCCCGACGAGCGACUGCUCAACGAGCGGGGCGUCGACGAGGGCUACGUCGAGGCGCUGGAGUGGGGGCUGCCGCCCACGGGCGGCUGGGGCUGCGGCGUCGAUAGGUUGGUCAUGUUGUUUUCUGGCGCGAGCAGGAUUGCGGACGUGCAGCCGUUUGGCACGUUGAGGAAUGUUGUGGCGUUGGGGAAGGGAAGGGUGGGGCAGUCGUGA
This is a messenger RNA of Diplodia corticola, 1707 nucleotides long. Its product is annotated as lysyl-trna synthetase. The coding region runs from base 1 to 1707 and encodes 568 amino acids. Gene Ontology annotation, molecular function: ATP binding; lysine-tRNA ligase activity; tRNA binding. The transcript is spliced from 3 exons. NCBI's taxonomy places the organism in Eukaryota, Fungi, Ascomycota, Dothideomycetes, Botryosphaeriales, Botryosphaeriaceae. Gene Ontology annotation, biological process: mitochondrial lysyl-tRNA aminoacylation. Gene Ontology annotation, cellular component: mitochondrion; cytoplasm. The record is from RefSeq and is a predicted model, not a curated record.